Molecule: messenger RNA, 717 nt
Organism: Emiliania huxleyi CCMP1516
Lineage: Eukaryota; Haptophyta; Isochrysidales; Noelaerhabdaceae
Exons: 2
Coding region: 1-717 (238 amino acids)
Source: RefSeq, a predicted model, not a curated record
AUGGCGCUGCCUUCCUGGGUGCUGUCCGCGCGCACAGCGGAGAUCUCCGAGACAGAGGCUCAGGCAGCCUUCAGCGGCAUGCAGACGGUUGAGCUCACGCUUCCUACCGCUGUUGCCUCUGGCCCUGUCGUCACUCGCUACCUCAAGACGGCGGUCGAACCUUCACCAGAGGAGGAGCCACCGUUGCUGCUGGUCCACGGCUUUGACAUCUCCUUGGCUUUGGAGUACCGCCGGCUGCUGCCGCUCCUUGAGGCUUUGGGCAUUGAGGGCCAAGCGAGCGCAUUUGCUCGCCUUCUGGAGGAGCGUGCUCGGCAGCCGCCUGGCCGUUGGGUGGGGGCUUCGCUGGGCGCCUGCGUCGCCCUCGACUGCUACCGCGCCGAACCGGGCGCAUUCCGUUCAUUUGCAUCGCUCGCGCCGGCCUUCUUCACGCCGCCGCCGCCCGUCCUGCCGGCGCCUCUCGGCCGACUGCUGCUUCAAAACGUGCUCACCGCGCCGAGUGUGCGCGAGAGCAUCGCCAAGCAGGCCUACCACGUGAAGGAGGACCAGACGGAGGACGCCAUCCGUUGUGGUAAUUUGCACCUCAGUCGCGCAGAGUGGGAGGAGGACUCGCUAGAAUGGCUAAUGAGUGGCGCGGCGCGUACGGCAACCUCGCGCCGCACGUGGCAGAGCUGGGCGCGCUGGAGACGCUCACCCUGUGGGGUCGCGAGGACGAGGUGA